Molecule: messenger RNA, 4394 nt
Organism: Dunckerocampus dactyliophorus (ringed pipefish)
Lineage: Eukaryota; Metazoa; Chordata; Actinopteri; Syngnathiformes; Syngnathidae
Gene: colgalt1a
Product: collagen beta(1-O)galactosyltransferase 1a
Exons: 12
Coding region: 129-1952 (607 amino acids)
Molecular function (GO): procollagen galactosyltransferase activity
Source: RefSeq, a predicted model, not a curated record
CAGCUUCUCUACAAUCUUUUUUUUCUUCUGGUCUAUGAUGUCCCCAAAGCUGACAGCUGCAGCAUAGCACCGUGUUUCCACCGACCAUUUAUUUAUUUCAUCAUCUUCCAUCACUGUCGUGUGGAAUCAUGAGUGGAAUGCACGGUUUCGCCUUCCUGCUGCUGCUGUCCAGCUGCACACCUUGUCGGGGAUACUUCGCGGAGGAGCGUUGGAACCCCGAGUCUCCGCUGCUCGCACCCCGGGUCCUCCUCGCCCUCAUCUGCCGCAACUCGGAGCACUCCCUGCCCUACGUGCUCGGCACCGUGGAGAGGCUGGACUACCCCAAAGAGCGCAUGGCUGUGUGGGUAGCAACCGACCAUAACGAGGACAAUACCACAGCCAUCCUGCGUGACUGGCUCAUCAAUGUGCAGAAUUUUUAUCAUUAUGUGGAGUGGAGGCCCAAAGAGGAGCCCAGCCGCUAUGAGGAUGAAGAGGGUCCCAAGCACUGGACAGACCCCCGUUACGAGCACGUUAUGAGGCUUCGGCAAGUUGCGCUGGAGUCAGCCCGUGAGAUGUGGGCCGACUAUUUUAUGGUGAUGGACUGCGAUAACCUGCUCACCAACCCGAAUGUCCUCUGGAACCUCAUAAGCGAGAAUAAGACAAUCACUGCUCCCAUGCUGGACUCCCGUGCAGCCUAUUCCAACUUCUGGUGCGGAAUGACGAGCCAGGGCUACUACAAGCGCACCCCGGCCUACAUGCCUGUGAGGAAGCGUGUGCGUAAGGGCUGUUUUGCAGUUCCCAUGGUGCACUCCACCUUCCUGAUAGACCUCAGGAAAGAAGCAUCCAGGCAGCUGGCUUUUCACCCGCCUCACCCAGAAUACAAUUGGGCUUUCGACGACAUCAUUGUGUUCGCCUACUCGGCUCGAAGGGCAGAUGUCCAGAUGUUUCUAUGCAACAGAGAGACGUACGGUUACCUCACCGUGCCGCUGCGCUCCCACAAUACUUUGCAAGACGAGGCCGAGAGCUUUUUGCAUUCUGUGCUGGAGGUAAACGUGCGCCACCCCCCAGUGUUGCCAUCCCAGUUCAUCCCCGUUCCCUCCAGACAGCCCGACAAAAUGGGUUUUGAUGAGGUGUUCAUGAUCAACCUGAGAAGGCGCGCUGACCGCCGAGAGCGUAUGCUGAGAGCACUCCAUGAGCAGGAGAUUGCUUGCAAGAUCAUUGACGCUGUAGAUGGAAAGGCAUUAAAUAGCAGCGAUGUCCAGGCUAUGGGCAUCCACAUGCUCCCUGGAUACAGCGACCCUUAUCACGGCCGCCCGCUGACCAAAGGAGAACUGGGAUGCUUCCUUUCCCACUAUAACAUCUGGAAAGAGGUUGUCGAGCGAGGCCUGCCCAUCUCACUGGUGAUCGAAGACGACCUACGCUUCGAGGUCUUCUUCAAGCGGCGCCUCAUGAACCUGAUGAGCGAGAUCGAGGAUGAAGGACUCGACUGGGAUCUCAUUUACAUCGGCCGCAAACGAAUGCAAGUGGACCACUCUGAGAAAGCGGUGCCAAAUAUUCACAAUUUAGUGGAAGCGGAUUAUUCCUACUGGACCCUCGGUUAUAUGAUCUCCUUACAAGGAGCCGAGAAGCUUUUAAGAGCUGAGCCUUUAAAGAGAGUACUGCCAGUGGAUGAGUUCCUACCCAUCAUGUACAAUAAACACCCAGUGUCAGAUUACAUGGAGCAGUUUGAGACCCGAGACCUCAAAGCCUUCUCAGCAGAGCCCCUCUUGGUGUACCCCACACACUACACGGGCGACUGGGGCUACAUCAGCGACACGGAAACGUCCACCGUGUGGGACAACGACAAGAUCCGCACAGACUGGGACAGAACGCGCUCGGGGAAAACCCAGGAGCAGGCUGAGCUCAGCACCGAGGCCCAGAACUCCGACGUGCUUCAGUCACCUUUGGACAGCACAGCACGAGACGAGCUAUGAGACCCCAAAAAAAGUACCCAUUGUUUUUUUUUAUUUUUAUUUUUUAUAAUGUUUGGCAAUGGCAUCACAAAUUAAGGGAUGUAAAAAAAUGUUUGUGUUUCAUCAUGCUCAUCAAAAAGGCACUAGACUUGCCACAUGAGAUGGCAUUUGCAGUACCCAACUUGUGUCUGUCAUACAGAAACAAACCUUUAUGUGAGCACAAAUUAUUUUUGAGGUUUUAUUGUGACGUUACACUGUGAAUCGGGCUACGACUGCAUGUCACUCUGCAAAAUUCCCAUCAAUAUAGUAAAUGAUGCAUCUGCAGGCCUUCCAUAAAUAACCAGAAAUUGCAUUUCCCUCACAAAUUGCAAGUGAAUGCUGAGAGAUUCCAAAAAAAGUCAUGAAGUCAGGAUGUAGCUCUCCUUCAUACAUCACAGCAAGUCAUAGCAAUGCCAUAUUUCGUAGAAAUAAGCCCCCUGGUGGCUGUGAGCAGCAUUAGAUGCUUAGUAUGUUUUUGGCCAUGACAUGACAUCAUUGCUAUUACAGAAAAAAUACUAAAAUCUAGGAAAAAAAAUACCUUAGGGAAUUAAAAAAAAAAGAAAAUACGUGGAAUAUUACGAGAAUAAAUUCGAAUUUUUAUUAGAAGAAACUGUUGAAAGAAAAAUUCAUGUUAUAGGAAUAAACAACACAUAAUAUUACAACGAUAAAGCUGUAUUUUUAACAGGAAAGCUAUCCAUAGUCCUAAUCAAUCAUAGUGCAAAUAAAAAAAUGACAAGAACAAAGUUGGAUUUUUAAGAGAAAAAAAAAUAAUACAAGAAUAAAGUAAACUUUUGAUGUGAAAAACACAUAAUUGACAAGAAUAAAGUUGUAUUUUUAAGUGGAAAAAAUACACAAUUUACAAGAGUAAAGUUCCACUAUUUAAUUAAGUGGAAAAAAUAUCAUAAUCCAAGAAUAAAGGAGAAUUUUUAUCCAAAACACACUUUAAGAGGUAACAAAGUAAUAUUAUAAUAUUAAUUAAUAUUAUAAGAAUAAAGUUGCAUAUUUCAAAGUGGCAAAAAAUUGUAAUAUUACAAGAAUACAGAUAGAAACAUAAAUAUUACAGGAAUUAGGUGGCAUGUUCAUGUGAAAAGUCAUAUUUUUAUGAGAAAAACGUGUAAUGUUACGAAACUAAACGUAUAGAAUUAAAGUAAUAUAUUUUUGGAGGGAAAAAAGAAUUGAUAAAUAGUCCUCAUCUUAACACAUGGUUAUGUUUAUGCUCAUAAUAGGAAAACCUUGUAAAAAGACUUUAUUCCCUUAAAUGUUGGCAUUUUCCUCUUUAUAUUGCGACUUUAUUCUCAUCAUAUUAGGGAUGUUUUUUCUCAUAGAAUUGCGAUUCUAAUCUAUAUAUAUAACACCCUUGUAAAAUCUUCAUGAGGUGAUACCCAAAGCGUCCUGUCCCAUCAACCGUGUCCUCUACUGCCACCUACCAUGCAAUUCCCACAGUGCCACAUCAGCUCCAAAGAGCAGCUGUUGACAGCGUUGUCGGCGGGGCAAACCUCCGUGCAGGCCUCACGUGAGCAAAGCGUUUGCAGAUGCCCGUCAGACAUCCACACCAGUGCCUUUUAUCUUACAGCUGAACAUCUGUAUUGACAUCUCGCUUAUUACAGCGUGUUUUCCCUGGCAUAGUAGGAUGCUAAAUGCUUUAUAAUGAUAUUCUCCUGCAGAUGCAACCUCCACUGCUUAUGUAAUUGGAUAGGGUUAUGCCCAUGAUAAGGCAAAAUAACCUCCACUCAAGAACAAACGUGCACUUUAUGUCAGUCUGUAGAGUUUUUACACCUUAUUCCACUAACGGCGCAUGUCUCUAAUUAUCCGCUCCAUGUGGACUGCUGAGGGAUGCCGAGCUGAGGCGUCGGUUGUACGUUUAAGAAAGUGAAUUGAUUAAAAGACACAGUAAAACUCUGUUGGAAGUCCCUGUAGCCAAAUGUAUUUAUUUUUGACCGAGUACAAACAAGCACAUUGAGGGCAAAGCUCUUAGCACAUGGAUUCUCAAACUGUGGUGCGAGUACCACCGGUGGUACACGGGUUACAUCACAUACAGUCGUCCCUCGUUUAUCUUGGUUAAUUGGUUCCAGACCCCACAGCGAUAAGUGCAUUUGUGCGAAGUAGGAUUCUGAUAUCAUUCAUUUCUCUGUACCACGGAAGCUAUAUACUCUCUGCAGACUGAAAUCGGAGUAAAAGUAUAGUUCUCAAGUUGUCCAGACAUGCCUUGACAUAUAUGGUUAAAGUCUUGCACAUGUACUGUAUGUUUACCCACGCCACAAAUAGUGGGCUGCUAGUACUGCUGACGUACACCUGUUCAAGGAAAGUAUAUAAGUGCUGUUUGCAAGUCACAAUCAUCAUCAUGCAUGUGUCCCAUGUCUGUAACAAUUCUGCAAUGUGAUGAUCCGAGCUCGAAAUGAAGUUGUCUGGUACAGUUCUCCUCCA